Homarus americanus (American lobster) is the source of this 435-nucleotide messenger RNA. RefSeq names its product SCAN domain-containing protein 3-like. The coding region runs from base 1 to 435 and encodes 144 amino acids. NCBI's taxonomy places the organism in Eukaryota, Metazoa, Arthropoda, Malacostraca, Decapoda, Nephropidae. The transcript is spliced from 2 exons. The record is from RefSeq and is a predicted model, not a curated record.
AUGGGUCAUGUCAGUGGCUUUGUGGCUUUGGCCAAAGAGCAGAAUCCAAAAAUUGAGGUUUCCCACUGUAUGAUACAUCGCCAGGCAUUGGUUGUGAAGCAGUUGGAACCAGAACUGGAAGCUUUCAUGAUUGAUGUGAUCAAGAUUGUCAAUGCUGUGAAAGGGCAUGCACUAAACACGCGGCUGUUUCGUGAUUUAUAUGUGCCUGAAGAGCCUGAAGGAUUGGCAGAAGCGCUUCUUGAACUUCGCUCCAACAGUGAAGCACGCAUGGAAUUUCAGAACAAGGCAGAUCUCUCGUCUUUUUGGAUGUCAAAAGCUGCAAAGGCUUUUAAAAUUGCACAUUUGGAAGCGACAAAAAUGCUGCUGCCUUUUGCAACAACCUACCUUUGUGAACAAGGAUUUUUCUACCCUUGUGAACUUGAAAACAAAGUAUAG